Molecule: messenger RNA, 1461 nt
Organism: Panicum virgatum (switchgrass)
Lineage: Eukaryota; Viridiplantae; Streptophyta; Magnoliopsida; Poales; Poaceae
Product: probable serine/threonine protein kinase IRE
Exons: 1
Coding region: 1-1431 (476 amino acids)
Source: RefSeq, a predicted model, not a curated record
AUGCGCAGCAAGAUGGUGCGCGGCGGCGGCGGCGGCGGCCCUGAGGAGCUGAUCGGCGCCAUCCGCACCAAGUUUGUCCGGCUCAAGGAGGAGGUGGACAGCGAGCUGGGCGUGUUCGCGGGGGACCUCAUCGGCUCGCUGGAGCGGGGCGACGAGCCGGACGAGGAGCGCCGCCUCGCGCUGGAGGACCUGCUGGUGGCGGCGCAGCGGUGCGCGGAGAUGAGCCCCGAGGAGCUGUGGGCGCGCUGCGAGGGCAUCGUGCAGGGCCUCGACGACCGCCGCCAGGAGCUCCCCGCCGGCUUCCCCAAGCAGGCCCACACCCGCAUCCUCUUCAUCCUCACGCGCUGCACGCGCCUGCUCCAGUUCCGCAAGGAGCUCGCCGCCGACGAGGGCGGGCACCACGUGCUCGGCCUGCACCAGCUCAGCGACCUCGGCCUCUUCCCCGGCGGGGACCCCCUCGGCCGCAAGAGCACCUCCAGCCUCACCGAGCUCAAGGAGCGCCUCAUCAGGCGCCGGAUGCUGGAGCACAAGCACCUCACCCUCUUCUCCUCGCCGGCGGCUGCUGACCAGCACUCCCCGUCGUCCGGCAAGAUGGCGUCCUGGAAGAAGCUGCCUUCCCCGGCCGAGAAGAAGAACGCCGGCGGCGCCGACACCACCAAGGCCACCGCCGCCGACGAGAAGAAGCAGCAGCCCAUCAUCAUCCGGCAGCAGGGCAAGGCGAGCGUGGACGAGAUCGUGGAGCGCGUGGACGCGGCGAGCAUCCACCCCGAUGGGCUGGCAUGCCUGGCGGGCGGCGCCGCCGCGGCGAACCUCGAGGCCGUCCCGUCCCAGUACCCGGAGGCGCAGCAGAUCAUCGUCGACGGCAAGCCGCGGAUGAUCUGCCGCAUCUGCGACUUCGAGAUCCCCAUGGCACACGCCGAGGGCCACUUCGUCGUGUGCACGCUAGCCGACCGCUGCGACGCCAAGGGCCACACCGCCGACCAGCGCCUGCUCCGCGUCGCCGAGGUGCUCGACCGCGUGCUCGCCUCCUUCGAGUCGCGCGGCUUCUCCGGCGAGCGGGCGAGCUCGUCGUCUGAGUCCGACGGGUCCUCCUUCCCCAACGCCGCCGCCGACCACGACGCCGGCCUCUCCCACCUGCUGAGUGUGCCCUCCGCCGAGCUCUUCCCGGAGGACGCGCUGAUGCCGGCGUCGGGGAGCCUGCCGCCGUCGCCGCUGCUGACGCCGCGGUCGAGCCACGCCGCCGAGUCCUCCUCCUCGUCGCAGCCAACCAAUAAGCAGAAGCACAGGGGGGGCGCUCGCCGAGCUGGAGAACUUCCAGCAGAUCGAGAGCCUGCUGGCCAUCGCCCGCGGCAUCGAGAGCAUCAAGAGCUCCGAGUACAACUCGCUCGAGGACCUCAGCUCCUACCUCGAGGACCUCAACGCUUUGACUAAUCGUUGCUUUGACUAAUUGUUUAUAUAUAU